CACGACAUGGGUCUAUACUCCUACUACACUUAUGGCCUCCCUUCUUUUCUAAUAACAGUUAUCGCUUUAUACUUACUGUUCACUGGUUCGGGUGAAGCCUUCAACGUCGGACGAUUCCUCGAAGAAAUCAGUCCCUAUGCUUGGGGUGCGACGGGGAUUGGUCUUUGCAUUGGACUGAGUGUUGCUGGUGCUGCAUGGGGGAUUUUCUUGACAGGUUCUUCCAUCCUCGGUGGAGGUGUACGCACACCACGAAUUACCACAAAAAACUUGAUUAGUAUCAUUUUCUGUGAGGUCGUUGCUAUCUACGGAGUGAUCAUUGGAAUCGUCUACUCCGCGAAGCUCACCAACGUCGCCGAGGACGUACUCUACACCCGUGAAAACUACUACACAGGAUUUGCCCUCUUCUGGGGUGGUUUGACAGUCGGUGCUUGCAACCUUCUGUGCGGUGUCUGCGUCGGUGUCACAGGUUCGACCGCAGCGUUGGGUGACGCAGCAGACCCCGAUUUGUUCGUCAAGAUUCUUGUUGUGGAGGUCUUCGGAAGUAUCCUUGGCCUGUUCGGUCUCAUUGUUGGCCUAAUCAUGGUAGGAUCGGCGGGAGACUUCCAGGCAGCUGCAGGUAUCGCGGCGACUUCUGCCAGGGCAAUGGUUUCCCCAUACGUUGCUUAACUUAUUGGCGCCGUACAUACCGAUACCAAAUGGACUGUACU
Molecule: messenger RNA, 707 nt
Organism: Coprinopsis cinerea okayama7#130
Lineage: Eukaryota; Fungi; Basidiomycota; Agaricomycetes; Agaricales; Psathyrellaceae
Product: vacuolar ATP synthase proteolipid subunit
Exons: 7
Coding region: 7-666 (219 amino acids)
Biological process (GO): proton transmembrane transport
Cellular component (GO): proton-transporting V-type ATPase, V0 domain
Molecular function (GO): proton-transporting ATPase activity, rotational mechanism
Source: RefSeq, a predicted model, not a curated record